This is a messenger RNA of Python bivittatus (Burmese python), 1826 nucleotides long. The record is from RefSeq and is a predicted model, not a curated record. NCBI's taxonomy places the organism in Eukaryota, Metazoa, Chordata, Lepidosauria, Squamata, Pythonidae.
AGCUGCCGCCGCGUUAAAAUGGCUACAAUGUAACAUCUUUUCUGCCUUUGAUGCUUCUUGAGCCGCGGCUGAUCUUCGAGGAUUUAAAAAAAAAAGUAUAUAUAGAUCCAUAUAGAUAUAUAAUUAUUCUUUUGGAAAAGCAGCAACGUCUACGCGAAACGCAGCGAGGUCUUUCGACAGGGAAAUGGAGAAGACACCCUCAACGCUGCCUGUCCUUUCUGCUGUUCCCCUGCCAACCCACGAGCUCAGAGCUUCACCCACCCACAUUCAAAGCCCAGUUGAGAAGGAGGAAGGGCCAUCGGUGACAUCUCCCAUAUCUUCAUUGGAUGGUUCUAACAAUCCAGGGCUUUUGGGUAGCCAGACACAGCCAGCGUGGAGUGGGAGUGGCAGUACUCGAAACCAGGAUCUGCAGCUCCUAAAGCGCAGACCCACCGCAGGGAAACGUUACCAGUGCUCAGGGGAUGGCUGCCGGCUGGCCUGUCGCAGCAUGAAGGAACUUCUUGACCACAUGCAGGUCCACUAUCGGCCCACCGAGUCCCUUGAGGGAAAGACAUUCCGCUGCUCCACUCUGGGUUGCAUGGAAUCGUUCCCCAACAUGGAAAACCUGAUGAGUCACAUGAAGGUGCAUUACAAGCCCAACCGCUACUUCAAAUGUGAGAACUGCAUGUCACGUUUCCGGACACACCGCUCCCUCUUUAAGCACCUGCACAGCUGUUCUGAUGCCAUUACCACCACCACCUCUUCCCCAGCCCUAACAUUGGAAAAACCCAUCUUUCCACCUACCUCUAGCCUGGAAAAAGAGCCACCGGGGAAGCUGCUGGAGGAGCUUCCAAAACUCCAGAGUGUCAUACAGCACUUCAAGAAGGAAGCUCUUCUCCCUGGCAUGAUGGACACUGCUCUGGCCACUGACUCACUCCCGGCUGGACUUCCUGGCCCCUUAGAAUCUGUGCCAUUGCCAACAUCUCCUACAUAUCCUUUGUUGGAGCAAUCCUUGUUUGGGCCACCCUCCCUGGCAAGGUUCUCUGGGCCACCUCAUCCUUCAGUUUCAGGGCCCUUCUUGCCCUAUAUGCACCCCACAUCCUAUGCUUUACCUCAAGCUGCAGUGCAGAACCGCCUCAGACCUUUCUUGCCAGGCCAAGGCCUCCCUGUUUCCAAUGCUGUGUGGAAGAAAAGCCAAGGACACUCCUCCAACAGCCGCAUUGUAUGGGAACAUACCCGAGGCCGUUAUAAUUGCUUACAGUGCCCCUAUUCCACAGCCUCUCGGGAGGAGAUGACCCAGCAUACUGAAGACCACCGCAAAAAUCCCUCUCCAACCAGCCGCUUGGAUGGGGAAAUGGACUUUGGUGUUGCCCUUCCCUCAUUCCACCCGAAGUUGACACCAGAAGUGGAGAACUCUCUCUUUUCCCCGCUGUGAGGUUUCCACUGGGCUGAUCAAGAUGACUUUAUUGUUUCCUCCAUGAAAUACAGCACCUGCGUGGAGAGAUUUAUUUUUUUUAUGUGUGCAUUCCCCCCACAGGAGGCGUCUGGGGACAACGAUGUGUCAAAUUUAGGCCAGAAUUCAUCUGCAUUCUAGCUUGUCCAGAAUGAGCAAGUGCACUGAUGCAUUUUGCCUACUCCUGUUUGUUUCUAGGUACUCCCCUUGGCAGGAAAAGCCAAGCUUCUUAAGUUCCCAGUCUAUGUUUUGUUGAGCAUUGCAUCUGAAUCUAGUCCUUGGCUUCUUCCUCAAAUAACAAGCAAAUAAGACACUGCCCAUUCUUGGCUUAAAUCAGGUUUGUCAGGUAAAGAACGUCAGGGAUUUUGAAUCAAACAUGACCACACAGACCACA